CUCCUUUCAUCUCAUCAUCGUCUUCGUCAUCAGUGUAGUAGUAGUGAAGCGAGAAUCAUCGGAGAGCAAUUUCGCUUUGUCAAUUUCAAUUGGAAAAGCGCAGAAUCAUUAGGGCGCCCCGCCACUUAAAAAUCCCUUUUUUUUGGAAAGUAACGAGCAGUCCAAAUCAGCAGCCAGCCGCACGUCAGACCUCACCCUCUCCCUUGCGCCGCCAGGCUGCCUGCUGCCGCACCCGCUCGGAUUGAUGGAUGGGCGCGGCACCAGCAGCGCGCACUUCGAGGCGGCGUGCUGACGCGGCCGCGGGGUGUAACUGACGGCGCUUUUAUAAGCACGCUGCCUCCCCGUCUCUCGCAGCAGCAGCGGCAGUGGACGACGGCGCCCGCGGCAUCCCCACGAACCCUAGCCUAGCCCUCGUGUCCCGACUCCCCCACGCGGGCGAGGUUAGUUGGCGGUUGGAUUUGAUGGCGCUCGCGUCGCGGGUGUCGUCGCAUGGUGCGGGCCCCGCGGCCGGGAGGAGGGGGCGCCCGGGGUUCGCGGUGGUUGGGCUCCCGGCGGCCGCGAGGAGGGGAAGGAGGCGCGGCGGAGCCGUGGCGGCGAGCCCUCCGACGGAGGAGGCGGUGCAGAUGACGGAGCCGCUCACCAAGGAGGACCUCGUCGCGUACCUCGUCUCCGGGUGCAAGCCCAAGGAGAGUUGGAGAAUUGGCACGGAACAUGAAAAGUUUGGUUUUGAAGUUGAAACAUUGCGACCUAUAAAAUAUGUUCAGAUCCGUGACAUACUGAAUGGGCUCGCUGAGAGAUUUGAUUGGGACAAGAUAAUGGAAGAAAACAAUGUUAUCGGGCUCAAGCAGGGAAAGCAAAGCAUUUCGCUAGAACCUGGUGGCCAGUUUGAACUUAGCGGUGCUCCUCUUGAAACAUUACAUCAAACUUGUGCUGAGGUCAAUUCACAUCUUUAUCAGGUCAAAGCAGUUGGAGAAGAAAUGGGUAUAGGAUUUCUUGGACUUGGUUUUCAGCCGAAGUGGGCGCUGAGUGAUAUACCAAUAAUGCCCAAGGGAAGAUACGAAAUAAUGAGGAAUUACAUGCCUAAAGUUGGUUCUCUUGGCCUUGAUAUGAUGUUCCGCACGUGCACUGUUCAGGUUAAUCUUGACUUCAGUUCAGAGAAGGAUAUGAUAAGGAAAUUUCGUGCUAGCCUUGCAUUGCAACCUAUUGCAACAGCAAUAUUUGCUAAUUCUCCCUUUAAAGAAGGAAAACCAAAUGGGUUUCUCAGCUUAAGAAGCCAUAUCUGGACAGAUACUGAUAAUAACCGCUCUGGGAUGCUUCCUUUUGUCUUCGAUGACUCGUUUGGAUUUGAGCAAUAUGUGGAUUAUGCAUUAGAUGUCCCAAUGUAUUUUAUAUAUCGAAAUAAGAAGUACAUUGACUGUACCGGAAUGCCAUUUCGGGAUUUUAUGGAAGGAAAGCUCCCACAAGCUCCUGGGGAGUUGCCUACUCUAAAUGAUUGGGAGAACCAUCUAACAACAAUUUUUCCCGAGGUUAGGUUGAAGAGAUACAUAGAGAUGCGGGGUGCUGAUGGUGGCCCAUGGAGGAGAUUGUGUGCUUUGCCUGCAUUUUGGGUUGGGCUGUUAUAUGACGAGGAAUCAUUACAAAGCAUUUUGGAUAUGACUUUUGAUUGGACAAAGGAAGAGAGAGAGAUGCUACGACGGAAGGUACCGUUGACUGGUUUGAAGACACCAUUUCGUGACGGAUAUGUAAGAGAUUUAGCUGAAGAUGUUCUAAAAUUAGCCAAGAGUGGACUAGAAAGAAGAGGAUACAAGGAGGUUGGUUUCUUGAGAGAGGUUGACGAAGUAGUGAGAACAGGAGUGACACCUUCCGAGAGGCUUUUGAAUCUGUACGAGACCAAGUGGCAACGCAGCGUGGACCCUGUCUUUGAGGAGUUGUUAUACUGAUGACGCCGAGAAUGCUGGACAGAGCUUGUAGAUGCACUCUGAUACAGAAUCCCUUGUUCAUUCGAUUCAUUGUCUGGAAGGCUAAUGCCUGCGUUAACGCCCCUCAGCUGGUUACUGCCUGACGGUGAAACCGGCACCCGGUGCUGUGGCUGCAAUAACCUCGCUCGGACCGCUGUCUUGUUCGGACGGAACCUUUCGCGACUUUUGAUUUCCUCCUCCUUCAGGGAUGGAACAAACAACUGUUUGUACCGACCCUUUUGUUCAGCGAUGAAAUGUUGUAUGAAAAUAAACCCAUCUGCCGUAGGAUGGAACAAUCUGUUUUCCUUUCAGAAAUGCUGGGAUGUAUGACAUGGGCGUAGUGCAUGGCAAAACAUUCGUAUCUAUCCCUGUUCAUCUAAAAUAAAAUAAAAAAUGAUGAUC
Molecule: messenger RNA, 2360 nt
Organism: Phragmites australis (common reed)
Lineage: Eukaryota; Viridiplantae; Streptophyta; Magnoliopsida; Poales; Poaceae
Product: glutamate--cysteine ligase B, chloroplastic-like
Exons: 16
Coding region: 462-1940 (492 amino acids)
Biological process (GO): glutathione biosynthetic process; modified amino acid biosynthetic process
Molecular function (GO): glutamate-cysteine ligase activity
Source: RefSeq, a predicted model, not a curated record